AUGGUUACAGGUUACUAUGAAAUUAAUGAAUGUGUUAUGUCUCUCUCUGCUUCUCUCUUGAGUAUGUUUGCGAGAGGUAAAAAGAAUCAUGGAGCACUUGCUGGUGGUUGUGCUUCCUUGUCUGCCACGGCCAUUAGAGAUUUUAGAGCGCCAGCUUCUGCAGGGAACUCUGUGAUUACUCCAUCAACGCCACUCCCUGCAAUGAAUGCUGCAAGUUCUACCGUAGGAUCAGAGAAAGAUGAUGCCAUCAACAGAGAACUGGCCAUUGUCCACAUGGACGAUCAUUAUCCUGUUCCAAGUGCCUUCUCUCUUCUCAACCAGGUCCUUGAUGAGUACCAGAAGAGUUUUGGUGAGACAUGGAGGUCUGCAAAAGAAGACCCCACUCAGACUUGGCCAUAUUUAGUCCAAGCUUUAAACAAAUUUCAGGAUCCAGCAGAGGCUCAUAAGCUGUUGAAAAUCCAGAGGGAGUUGGAUGAGACCAAGAUUAUCCUUCAUAAAACCAUUGAUAGUGUUCUAGAACGUGGUGAGAAGCUGGACAGCCUAGUGGAGAAGAGCUCAGAUUUGAGCAUGGCAUCGCAGAUGAGUGUGGCGAGCGAUUCUCCAGUGCAUUCCUCAAGUAGUGAUGAUCUUGCUGCUUUCCUCGAUGCUGAAUUGGACUCUGCCUCAGACGCUUCGUCUGACUCCUCCUUACCCAGCGAAGAAGAAGAUGAUACUGAAGCUUCUAAUCAUGAGUCAAAGAGACGAAAGUUUGAGCAUUUGGAAACUGUUGAGGAAGUAGAGAUUGAAGAAGCAUCCUCAAGCAAGGGAGAAUGCGAGCAUCCAGGUUCGUUUGGAAACAUAUGCUUUGUCUGUGGGCAAAAAUUGGAAGAAACUGGUGUUUCGUUUAGAUAUAUACACAAGGAAAUGAGGCUCAAUCAAGAUGAGAUCUCCAGGUUGCGUGAUUCAGAUAUGGGAUUCUUGCAACGCCAGCGGAAGCUGUAUUUAGUUCUCGAUCUAGACCACACGCUGCUUAAUUCUACCAUAUUAAGGGACCUGAAACCAGAGGAGGAAUACUUGAAUAGACAUACUCAUUCUCUUCAAGAUGUUUCCGGAGGUAGUCUUUUCAAGAUGGAAUUUAUGCACAUGAUGACCAAACUGAGGCCGUUUGUUCACUCAUUUCUAAAAGAAGCCAGUGAGAUGUUUGUGAUGUACAUAUACACAAUGGGAGAUAGGCCAUAUGCGCGACAGAUGGCGAAGCUGCUGGACCCCAAAGGAGAGUACUUUGGUGAUCGGAUCAUUUCUCGGGAUGACGGCACAGUGAGACAUCAAAAGAGUCUAGAUGUGGUGCUUGGACAAGAAAGUGCUGUUCUGAUUCUUGACGAUACAGAGAAUGCGUGGCCAAAUCAUAAGGACAAUUUGAUCGUAAUAGAGAGGUAUCACUUUUUCGCUUCGAGCUGCAGACAGUUUGAUCACAAAUACAAGUCUCUAUCGGAGUUGAAGAGCGAUGAGAGUGAACCAGAUGGGGCACUUGCAACUGUCCUGAAAGUCCUAAAACAAGCACAUGCUCUUUUCUUUGAGAAUGUGGAUGAAGACAUAUCUAAUAAAGAUGUUAGGUUGAUGCUGAAACAAGUGCGUAAAGAGAUACUNUUUGAUUGA
Molecule: messenger RNA, 1635 nt
Organism: Camelina sativa (false flax)
Lineage: Eukaryota; Viridiplantae; Streptophyta; Magnoliopsida; Brassicales; Brassicaceae
Source: RefSeq, a predicted model, not a curated record